Hordeum vulgare subsp. vulgare (domesticated barley) is the source of this 1261-nucleotide messenger RNA. Its product is annotated as probable histone acetyltransferase HAC-like 1. The record is from RefSeq and is a predicted model, not a curated record. Lineage: Eukaryota; Viridiplantae; Streptophyta; Magnoliopsida; Poales; Poaceae. The transcript has 5 exons. Bases 267 to 1025 code for a protein of 252 amino acids.
UUGUAAUGAAAAAGGAAGGGAUGCUAAAUAAAAACGUUUGUGAACACCUUGCCUCUUCCCUGCGUUCCCAUCCUGCUCAACGUCUCUUCUCACCCAAAUUCUCCAGUUCCCGAUCGAAAUCAACGUGGAUUCGAUCGAUCUCAUCGUACACCAUACACUACAAGUGCCCAAACUUGCUCUUCUAGAAACCUUCGCCACACCAGCCGGCCUCACGUUUUGAUUGCGGCUAGCUGCAAAGGUGAGCGAGGGGCAGGAGGCCGGCUUAGAUGAAUCGGUUAGUCGGCAGUGGCAUUGGCAGCGCAGACGUGCCACCGCCGCAGCAUCAGCAGAUGGAGGAUGUGAUGGGCCUCAGCGAUCCCAUGCUACUGGAGCUGCGCAACAAUUACCGCCAGAGGAUAAUUGAGUAUGCAAGAAAGGCGGUAAUUGCCAGAUUAGAUGCACGAUCGAGGACACCAGCUGACUGGCAGCGGCGGCUGCCUGAACUUGCUUGGCGGGUCGAGAAAGUCUUGUUUGAGAAACACCCCAAUAAGAGGGAGUACUACAACAUGACGAAUGGACCAGUUCAGACACAUUUUGAGUUUGCUGUCACAGCCGCGCUUGCUCAGAUUCAGAGGCAAGAACAUGGACGAAACCAGCAAAUGUCAAGGCAGAGAGCAUCUCCCACAGCCUAUGCUCCUGGGGGCAUGAUCCCGGCACCUGGUGUCACGCAAGGGGAAGCCCCCAACGAGCAUGUGAACACGGUACUAUCUCUGGGAAUAAACUCUAGUGAUGCUCACUCGGAAGUGUCCAACAGCCUCUUGGCAGUCUGUGCACCUGUUAAUAAGGAGGUCUCAAAGGAACCAAAGUUCAGCUGUCCAUUCUGCUUCGACGAGCUGGUCGAUGCGUCAUCGACUAACUGCGGCCACAUCUUCUGCCUGGAAUGCAUCAAGACCUCCAUCCAGGCUCAGAAUAGGUGCCCUGCCUGCUGGAGGGCACUCACCAUGAACAGCUUCCACCGGGUCUACCUCCCUGCUACGAUGGACUAAAUUGAUUCUAUCUGAAGUAUAAUUCACAGGGUUAUCGUUACCAUAUCCAACUUUGUACCCGGGAGGCGUGUUACCGACCGAGCCUUUCUCGUUUGCAUCCAUCGCUUCUAAAUAAACUGUAGUCGAUCUAUUCCUGUGGGAAAUCGAAACCUGUGCUUGCUACCGUUAAAACAUAUUGUCUGAUCAUUAAGGUAUAUGUGGUUGUUUGCAUGCUUUACAGUAUGGCAUGACAUAUA